Messenger RNA from Limulus polyphemus (Atlantic horseshoe crab), 654 nucleotides. It is a transcript of the gene ND-B14, whose product is annotated as NADH dehydrogenase [ubiquinone] 1 alpha subcomplex subunit 6-like. Gene Ontology annotation, biological process: response to oxidative stress. The transcript is spliced from 3 exons. The record is from RefSeq and is a predicted model, not a curated record. Bases 4 to 381 code for a protein of 125 amino acids. Lineage: Eukaryota; Metazoa; Arthropoda; Merostomata; Xiphosura; Limulidae.
UCUAUGAAAAUGGCCGCAACUGGAAGAGUAGCUCAUGUUGCAAAGCAUGUUAAACCUAUUUUAUCGCUUGACAAAGGAGAAGCAAGAAAAAGAGUUUUAAACCUUUAUAAAGCUUGGUAUAGACAGAUACCUCAUAUCAUAUACGAAUUUGAGAUCCCGAUCAAUGCUAAGCAAGGAAGAGAGAAGCUACGAGAACUCGUUUUGAAAAACAAAAACGUGGCGGACAUUAGAACAAUUGAUAUGCUCGUAAUUAAAGGCCAAAUGGAGCUGGUUGAAACAUUGAAGAUGUGGAAACAAAAAGGGCAUGUAAUGAACUAUUUCAAGGAAACUGUCGAGGAAAAACCAACAGAUUUUUUGUCAAAAUUCUUUGUCGGACAUUAGAUUUUGAAAUUAAGAAAUUUUAAUAGUUAAUAGCCAUAUAAGGAUACCAUUGUUUUGUAAAUGUAGUAAAAACUUUCAAGGAUCAGGCAUUUGAUUUUGAAGAAUUGAAGUUGUUUAUGAAAAGCAAUUAGGAUUUCAUCUACAACCUUCCUAUAAAAGGUAGGUUUGAUGACAUCCUUGAAUGAGCUAAUAGGAUCCAGAAGCUCCUAGAAAAAAAUGUGAAAAAAAUGUAGAUAUGGUAUAAGUAAUAAUAAAAAAAAUCCUAAACGCUAA